Messenger RNA from Chaetomium globosum CBS 148.51, 2685 nucleotides. RefSeq lists its product as uncharacterized. The coding region runs from base 1 to 2685 and encodes 894 amino acids. The transcript has 4 exons. Gene Ontology annotation, molecular function: glycine binding; glycine dehydrogenase (decarboxylating) activity; pyridoxal phosphate binding. The record is from RefSeq and is a predicted model, not a curated record. Gene Ontology annotation, cellular component: glycine cleavage complex; mitochondrion. Lineage: Eukaryota; Fungi; Ascomycota; Sordariomycetes; Sordariales; Chaetomiaceae. Gene Ontology annotation, biological process: glycine decarboxylation via glycine cleavage system.
AUGCUCAAGGCACUCUCCCCGCCGGUCAAAUCCAUGGACGAGUUCGUCCAGCAGGUCAUCCCCGCCGACAUCCUCUCGUCCCGUGAGCUCUUCCCGCGCCGUCGAGAUGCGUUCGACUCCGCCGCCAGCCGGGCGACGAAGGAAGGCCACCAAGAAUGGGAAGUGAUGGCUCUUGGACGAGCUGCUGCCGAGAGCAACGAGUCAAGCAGGAAGAACUUCAUCGGUGCCGGCUACCACGGCACGAUUACUCCUGAGGUCAUCAAGCGCAAUGUGCUUGAGAGCCCCGCCUGGUACACUAGCUACACCCCCUACCAGCCCGAGAUCAGCCAGGGCCGUCUCGAGUCGCUCCUGAACUUCCAAACAUUAGUCUCGGAUCUGACUGGCCUUCCCAUGUCCAACGCCAGUCUCCUGGACGAGGGCACUGCCGCCGCCGAAGCUAUGACGGUGUCGAUGAAUGCUCUCCCCACGUCCAGGGCUAAGCGCCCGGGCAAGACCUACGUUGUCGACAAGAACGUCCACCCCCAAACGCUGAACGUGUUGCGUAGCCGUGCUGAAGGAUUUGGCAUCAAUGUUCGGGUGAUGGACUUGUCUGUUUCCGAUUUCUCCGAAUUGGAGAGUGUAGGGGACGACUUGGUUGGUGCCCUGGUUCAGUACCCGAACACCUACGGUCAGGUGCGCGACUUCAAGGGGCUUGCCGACGCCGUCCACAAGCAGGGCGCGCUCCUCAGCGCCGCCACCGACUUGUUGGCUCUCACCGUGUUGGCGCCACCUGGAGAGUGGGGUGCAGACAUCGCUUUCGGCAACUCUCAGCGAUUCGGUGUUCCGUUAGGAUUCGGCGGUCCCCAUGCCGCCUUCUUCGCUAUCACAGACAAGCAUAAGAGGAAAAUGCCUGGCCGCCUUAUUGGCGUCUCAAAGGACCGACUCGGGGAACGGGCUCUCCGGCUUUCCCUACAAACUAGAGAGCAGCACAUCAGGAGAGAGAAGGCCACGAGCAACGUCUGCACGGCGCAAGCGCUGCUGGCUAAUAUCAGCGCCUUUUACGCUGUGUAUCACGGCCCUGGGGGCUUGAAGAAGAUUGCCGAAAGAUGCAGCCUGGGCGCAAGGGUUGUCCAGUCUGCCGCCCACCAUUUCGGCCUAGACUCUGGCUCGGAGCCGGUGGCUUUCGAUACUGUUGUUAUCUCUUGCCCCGGCAAGGCCGAAGAAAUCAAGAACCUUGCGAAGGACGAGGGCAUCAACAUCCGCCAAAAUGGUUCUGACAGUGUUAUCAUCAGCGUCGAUGAGACUGUCGAGGAGCGUGAUCUUCUCGCUUUGAUCAAGGUGUUUGCCAAAGCUGGCGGCAAGAACGGCGGCGCGUCACUUACAGAAUACGCUCCGCUCCUGGAGAAGUUCCUCGAAGGAUCUCAAUCGGCCACCGCUCUCUCUCACAUCCCCGAGCCUCUACGCAGACAGUCGGCCUACCUCACACAUCCCGUUUUCAACACGCAUCACUCCGAAACUGAGCUUCUUCGGUACAUCCACCAUCUGCAGUCCAAAGACUUGUCUCUUGUUCACUCGAUGAUCCCCCUCGGUUCGUGCACCAUGAAGCUCAACGCCAGUGCCGAGAUGGCGCUCAUCACUCUUCCCGGCUUCUCCAAUGUCCACCCGGCCGCCCCCGCCGAAGAGACAAAGGGUUAUCAGGAUAUCAUCAAUGCACUCGAAGAUCAGCUCAAGGAGAUCACCGCCAUGGACGGCGUAUCCCUGCAGCCCAACUCGGGCGCCCAGGGUGAAUUUGCUGGUCUCCGCGCCAUCCGCAAGUACCACGAGAGCCGGGGCGAACUCAAGCGCGACCUUUGCCUCAUCCCCGUCUCGGCCCACGGCACGAACCCGGCGUCGGCGGCCAUGGCAGGCAUGCGCGUGCUGCCGGUCAAGUGUGACACCAAGACAGGCAACCUGGACUUGACGGAUCUUGAGGCCAAGUGCGCGCAGCACUCGAGCCAAAUCGGCGCCAUGAUGAUCACGUACCCGAGCACCUUUGGCGUGUUCGAGCCGCAGAUCAAGAAGGUGUGCGAGAUUGUGCACGCCCACGGCGGGGCAGGUGUACAUGGACGGCGCGAAUCUGAACGCGCAGAUUGGGCUGUGCUCGCCGGCUCGGGCGUACAACGCUAUGAUGGCAAGCUCAAGCCUCAUUACCAGAUCCUGUACACCAACAACCACGGCCGGUGCGCGCACGAGUUCAUCCUUGACGUGCGUCCAUUCCAGGACAGCGCCGGGGUCGAGGCCAUCGACAUUGCCAAGCGGCUGCAGGAUUACGGCUUCCACGCGCCCACCAUGAGCUGGCCGGUGGCCAACACGCUCAUGAUUGAGCCGACUGAGUCUGAGUCGAAGGAGGAGUUGGACCGGUUCGUUGAGGCGCUGGUCAACAUCCGGCAGGAAAUUCGCGAGGUUGAGGAGGGCAAGGCGCCGAGGCAGGGCAAUGUGCUCAAGAUGGCGCCGCACCCCAUGACCGAUAUCAUCUCUGGGGAUGGUGAGGCGGGAGCCAAGUGGGAUAGGCCGUACACGCGGGAACGGGCGGCCUACCCCGUGGCUUGGUUGAAGGAGAAGAAGUUUUGGCCUAGCGUGGCGCGGGUUGAUGACACAUACGGUGACCUCAACCUGUUCUGCACCUGUCCGCCUGUUGAGGACACCACCGGCGAGAAUUCGUCCUAA